Molecule: messenger RNA, 2325 nt
Organism: Aspergillus chevalieri
Lineage: Eukaryota; Fungi; Ascomycota; Eurotiomycetes; Eurotiales; Aspergillaceae
Exons: 1
Coding region: 1-2325 (774 amino acids)
Source: RefSeq, a predicted model, not a curated record
AUGAGCCCACAUGCUCUAGAUGUUGAAGAUGGAAAAGGCCAUGCCUCAGCUGAUUUACCCCCGGCCUACGAUGAAACAACAGUCCCAGAAUACGUGACGAUACCCUCAUUGAAUCUGAACAAAGACGCCGGAUCUCCUCGCAACUCCACUGUCACUCCCGACCAGUGCGCCGCUCAUCUGAAGCUCCUAGCAGUCUUCGCAGACUUGCGCGAUAACAUUUCAACACAAGAUGGUCUCUUCGGUCUACAUGAUGCUCAGGUAGAAGGGCAUCGAGAUGGGCGCAAUCACAUGCUUGCUAAAAUACGCGAAAAGCGAUGGGCUGUGUAUGUCAGCCGAGCGGCUGAGCGGUAUUCGGUUUGGUGGAGGGAGUGCGUUUCGAGUUCGGAGGGGCGGCCCACGCUCAAGACACUGCAGAAUAUUCACUAUGGGAGCAUUACGGGAUGUUUGUCGAGGAUCGCUUGGAGUCAGGAAUAUAUGCCGCCUCUCGACGUCUUGAUGGUAUGGCAUUCCCACGUGCUCAACCCGCGGUCUUUCCUCGAAGAUUGUAUCCGUUACGGGAAAAUGAGCUUCUGGGCAACCGGCUUCCCUUGGGCUGUUAUAAACGAGUGCUUCAACGACAGGACUUUGGAAUACGAUGCGAGGGAAAUUGCAAAAACUAACUUCGAACGAAAAACCAAACUAUCCUGGGAUAACCUCCAAGACCCGCCACGAAAAGAUAUCAAAUGUCCCAAUUGCGGAACCCUAAUGCAUGUCCUCUGGUCAGCAGGUCAUAUACCCUAUCAAUCCGCCAUUCCAUUCGAAAAAUUCUACGGCUUCGCAGAUAAGAGCUUCAAUGCAACCUGCUCCAAGUGCCGCUACAUUGUCACGCAUGACAAACUCAAGGUCGCCAAAUUCCGACGAGACGUUCAGCGACUGCUAGAACGAGACUCGCCAAUGCCAGGGACGCUCUACAACCUGAACGGCAUCCCAGAAGCAGCAGGAGGCGCUCGUUUUGGCUUAGAGUCGUUCUUCCCCAAUUGGCUCCUGCAGGCCGUGGGCAAGGACAUGCUCAUGGUCACGCACCCGCUGAUAAGCCGCUGCGAGAACAUGGCCGACAUCCGCGACGAACUAGAAUCCAAGCUCAAAAUCAUAGACGUCCUCUUUAAAAAGGCCGGCAAGCCUCCUCGUCGCCGCAUAGACCUAGAAGAAAAAGUCGCCUUUCGCCGAAUGAUGUCCAGCUACUGGGAAAACACCUCCGCCUUUUCCAUCGACCUCGUCGGCGCCGUCAUCAGACAAGGAACCUUCAUCCAGAAAAUGGACAACAUCGACUGGCUGCACUCACCAACAGCCAUGGAAACAAUGACCCGCCUAAUCAACAAAUACAAAGUCUUCUUCCACAUCAUGGUCACGAACCCGAAGCGCAUGGCCGUGCCCACCCUCGACGUCGACCUGGCCUGGCACACCCACCAACUCUCCUCAUCCCGCUACUUCCAAUACUCCGUCCUCAACUCGAGCUUCUACUCGGUAACCCAUGACCGCGUCUUCAUCGACCACGAUGACAAAGUCAGCGAAGACAAACUCUCCGACGGCUUCGAAUGGACAAGCAAAAUGUACAAAAAGAUAACCAACGGCGAAAUCUACAGCGAAUGCACAUGCUGGUACUGCGAAGCCAUCAGAGCCCCAGAUCUUCGAAGCGGAAUCUUCGUCUCCUCUGCUACAGCGCGAGCUCGCGAGACUGCUGCAGCCCUACACGAUCGAGACGACAUCUCCUCAGACCCAGAGAGAAAUCCACAUAUCUCCGCGCACAACGCCGUGAAACCAACAACGCUAACUAGCCACUACUCCGUCAGAAGAAGCCUGAAGGCAAUGCAGCUCCAGAGCAAUUAUGAGCGAGCACGCCGUCGCGCAGAGAAACGCGAGCGCAGAAACUCCAAGGAUGCCAAGGACGAUACUGCCAAGGACAAGGGCAAAGACAAAAAGAAUUCCGAUGAAGGGCCUGCGACUACUGCGUUUCCGAUUGUUUGGGGCGUGCCUGUUUACAUGCCAUACUAUGCGCCGUAUAUGUGUGACCCCGGUGUUCAUUCUGAUGCGUAUGCGGCAAAUCCAGCUUGUAUGAAUUUGACCCCCGGGGGCUAUGGGAAUUGUGCGGCGGGGACAUGCGGCGGUGCUGUUGCUGCUGGGAGUUGUGGUGGAUCGUCUGGGGGAUGUGCAGGUGGUGCCGUUGGAGGAAGCUGUGGCGGUGGUGAUGGUGGUAGUGGUGGUGGAUGUGGAGGCGGCGGGGGUUGUGGAGGAGGGGGAGGAGGAGGAGGAGGGGGGGGAUGUGGCGGUGGUGGAGGGGGUUGUUGA